AUGGUAGACCUGAUGGCCGCUAACAUGGCUGAGAUGAUGGCCUUGCUCAGGGGGCCAAAUCGCGCGUCUUCAAGCUCUACCCUGCCUCUCGCACGCGGGUCAACCAUCGACCUCGCUCCUUGGGUCCCGUCGACCCAUGCAUCAAAGGGCGACAUAGCGGCCACCCCCGCACUGACAAUUAUCCCAGUGCCUGCUCCUCAUCCGACGCAUGUAUCGACAACUCACCCGGUCAAUUUCUCCCAACCUCAAUCCACCAUUCCAGCAACUGUCUCACUUUCGCCCAUGAUGAUUCCCCUUAUGGACCCGGUUAUGUUUGCACCACCUCCCGCGUCCAUACCGGCUCCGACUACGGUCUACACUGUUCUUCCGCCGACGAGCUUCCCAGUAUCAAUCGCCCCUGCUUCUGCUCACACAACUGAGCCUUUCCCUUACCAAGCUCCACAACCCACAUCGGCCUCUCCUACCAAGCUCGACCUCUCAUAA
This is a messenger RNA of Punica granatum (pomegranate), 483 nucleotides long. Lineage: Eukaryota; Viridiplantae; Streptophyta; Magnoliopsida; Myrtales; Lythraceae. The record is from RefSeq and is a predicted model, not a curated record.